AUGAGCGUCCAGCGGCGCGAGGCGUCGCGUAUCGACGAGAAGCUCGCCGAGGGCGGCGAUGCGUAUGUGUGGUCGCUCGAGUUCUUCCCCCCCAAGACGGUCGAGGGUCUUGCCAACCUCUUUGCGCGUAUCCACCGCAUGGCGGGCAAUCUGCGCCCCGGCUGGGUGCAUGUGACAUGGGGCGCCAGCGGGUCGACACGCAACAGCUCGCUGGAGCUUGCGGUGCGCGUGCAGAAAGGCAUCCUCGACCCCGUCGUGCCGUGGGAUACCGAAGAGGCGGAUGCUGCGCCGCCCGGCACGAACGGAUGCGACGUGUGUCUGCAUCUGACAUGCACCAAUGUCGAGCGCACGAUCCUCGAUGCUACGCUCGCGCAGGCGAAACGUGCCGGGAUCCGCAACAUCCUUGCCCUCCGUGGUGAUCCUCCUCGUGGCGAGGAGUACUGGAUCGCGUCCGAUACGCGAUUCCAGCACGCGAUCGACCUCGUGCGCUAUAUUCGUGCGCAGCACGGCGACUAUUUCUGUAUCGGUGUCGCGAGCUACCCCGAAGGCUUUACCGAGGAGACGCAGUGCGACAUCUACCGCGAUCUCGACUUUUUGAAGCAGAAACAGGAAGCGGGCGCGCAGUUUGUCGUGACGCAGUUCUUUUACGAUGUCGACCUCUUUGUGCGAUGGGUCCAGCUGUGCCGCAAGCGCGGCAUCACGAUUCCCAUUAUUCCCGGCAUUAUGCCGAUCCAAAACUACAGCAGCUUCCGGCGCAUGACGAAUCUCUGUCAUGUCACCACGCCCCCGGACCUGAUCCAGGCGCUCGAGGGAGUCCGGAUGGACGACGCCAAAGUGAAAGAUUUUGGCGUGCAGUUUGCCGAGCAGACCAUCGCCAAGAUCAAGAAGGAGACGGAUAUCCGCGCAUUUCACAUCUACACGCUGAACCUCGAAAAGAGCGUGACCCGCGUCGUGAAUGCGCUCCAAGCGCCGGACGCCGCGCCCCCGGUCGCCCCCAAGUCGCCGACGAGCAACUGGCCGACGGUGUCUGGCUGGGAGACCUGGGACGAGUUCCCCAAUGGUCGUUACGGUGACGCGCGUAGUCCUGCGUUUGGUGAGCUCGAUGGCUACGGCGCCAGCCUCAAGGUCCCCCCGGAAGAAGCGACGCGUCUCUGGGGCGCGCCCGUCGACGAAGACGACAUUGCGAAGCUCUUUACCGCGUACGUCUCUGGCAAGCUCUCGUGCAUCCCGUGGUGCGAUAUUCCGGUGUGGGACGAGACGGUGCAGCUCCUUCCGACGCUUUUGCGCCUUAACCAGCCCAAGAGCGAAGGCGGCAAGAGCUGGUGGACGGUCGGCUCGCAGCCCGCUGUCGACGGCAUCGACAGCGGCGACCCCACCUUUGGCUUCGGGCCGAGCAACGGCUUCAUCUUCCAAAAGUCCUUUGUCGAGCUCUUUGUGACCGACGCCGAGAAGGAGGCGCUGGUCAAGGCCAUCGACGCGAGCACCACGCCGGUGACCUACUUUGCCGGCACGUGCGAUCCCGAGACGUUUGAGACGAACGUCGAAGCGAAUGGUCUGAACGCCGUGACCUGGGGCGUGUUCCCGGGCAAGGAAGUCGCGCAGUCGACCAUCAUCGAAGAGCAGUCGUUCCGUGCGUGGUGUGAAGAGGCGUUUGCGAUCUGGAGCGAGUGGGAGCUGCUGUUCCCUGCGCGCUCCGCCACCCGCAAGCUCCUGCGCUCGAUUCACGACACGCGCUGGCUGGUGACCGUCGUGCACCACGACUACAAGGAUCCCGACGCACUCUGGAAGCUGCUCGAUGGGUUGUAA
Malassezia japonica is the source of this 1806-nucleotide messenger RNA. RefSeq names its product methylenetetrahydrofolate reductase [NAD(P)H] (gene MET12). The transcript has a single exon. Gene Ontology annotation, biological process: tetrahydrofolate interconversion. Gene Ontology annotation, molecular function: FAD binding; methylenetetrahydrofolate reductase [NAD(P)H] activity. Lineage: Eukaryota; Fungi; Basidiomycota; Malasseziomycetes; Malasseziales; Malasseziaceae. Gene Ontology annotation, cellular component: cytosol. The record is from RefSeq and is a predicted model, not a curated record. Bases 1 to 1806 code for a protein of 601 amino acids.